AUGAUGAACGCUUUAUCCAAAACAGGCAAUAUCUAUGAAGAAUCCAUCGAGAAGAAAAAUGACCGAGAAACAAUGAUAUUCACACCGGAAUUGUAUGAAAGAGUCAUUGCUGCCAUCCUCUGUUCAUUCAAUUCAACAACAACGAAUGCUGAGAAACAAAACGCUUUGAAAUUUCUCGAAGAUUUGAAAGAAAACCAUUCUCUUCUAUGUUUAACGAUCGCAUUCGAACUGUUAAAACAAUUGAACAAUCAGCCAGUUCUUCAUCAUUACAGUCUUCAUCUCUUAGAAUCAAUUAUCAAACAAAAAUGGAAUGUAUUGAGAACCGAUGAACGAAACCUUGUGAAAAAGCAACUAUUUGCACUGGUACGAAGUACUUACCUGAAUCAAAUACUUUCCCAAGCAGUUUACAUGAGAAAUUCUCUUGCGAAAUGUCUUGUCGAAUUGAUAAAGCGUGAUUGUUUUGAAAAAUUUAACACAGCAUCCGAUGAAACGAUCAACAUGUUACAAGAAAUCGCUCAAAUUCAAGAGAAUAAUUCCACUCAACUCGAACUCAUCUUACUUGUUUUUCGUUUCCUCAACGAAGACCUGACACUCUACGCACAAACAAUUCAAGCACAACGUCGUCGACAAAUUCUCAAUCAGUUACAGAAACGGAUCAAUGACAUUCUACCGUGUUUGAUCCGGAUAUCGAAUGAUUUAUCGACCAUGCCCGAACAACAUGAACGUCUCACCCAAACUUGCUUAUUGACUGUGAACAGUUUUCUCACCUGGGUGGAAUAUAAUCAUUUUGAACAAUACGAAUUAUUUCUUUGUGAAUUAUUCUUGAAGUUCUUUCAGUUGAAUUCCGUUAAACUACGUCAUGCAUCUUUCGAAUGUUUAUUGAGUUUGGUGAAUAAGCGUUUAGCAAGAAAACAAUUACAACAACAGCAGCAACAAAGAAAUAAACGCAUUGCUUCGUUGCCAUCAGCAGCUCUCAAUUGUCAACAGGAAAAACUUUUCCUUAACUAUUUACUCGGUGAUAAUACAUUAGAAAUGUUCUAUCGGCUUUUAAUCAGUCCAACUGAUUCACUCGAACAAUUGCGAACGAUUGUUACGAACGAUCAUAUCAAUUGUCUUAAAAUGCUUGGACAACUUCUUGUUAAAUUAUCGAAUAAUUUAUUACAGUUGUAUCAACAAUUAGCAACGAAAUCGAUCGAUAAUAACGAAUUUCUAACAUUCGUCAACGAACGAACUCGUUCGUUCCUGCAGUUUCUUCUUCUGUUAAAUCAACAUCCAUUUCAUCAGUUAUCCCUAAAUUCCUAUCAAGCAUUGAAUUUAUUUCUCACUCGACAGCCCAGUUUAUUAUCCAAUGAACAAUUUUGUCUGAAACUGAUCUUCAAUCUCAAACAGUCAUUACAUCGGAUUCAUUUUCCAUCAUCAAUAAGUACACCAACAGAUAAUGACGAUGAAACCUUGAAGAAACAAUAUCUACACAAUCAACAAUGUUUCAUCUAUGCAUUGUUCGAAUAUGACAGUGAAGAACAAUUCUUUUGGAAAUUUUUCUCUCAAUAUCGAAGUGAACUACAAAAAUUAAUCAAAGCAUUUAUUGGCUUGUUCUUUGCCGAGAUCAUCCCUGAACGUUCGACCGAAAUUGAAACCAAUGUUUUAUGUUUGAAAUCCAUGCUUGAAAAUCUCUUCGUCUAUCUGGAAUCUCUUGUACAACGUACACCGACGAAGACAACAAAUAGUUUACUAUCGAUCUAUUUAAUAAUCGAAUGGGAGGCGUUCUACCUUCUUCUCGAUCAUGUUCUUUUUCUCAUUCGGAAAGAAUUAUUUUCUUCAUCGAAUCUAUCAAGAACAUCUCAAGAAAAGUUCCAAACAUUGCUAAUGCCACCGACGAUGACUGAACAACUUCUUCGCACAUUGAAAUUUCUUCUGCAAUUCACUCCGAAUCUAAGCGAACAUAUUCAUGGACAUGUUUUGAAUCUUUUAUCAUGCAUGUUUUUCAUCACCCAACAUGAACCAUCAUUGGCUAUCCAGAUCAUUCAACGAUUGUUGUCAACGUUCCAAAUGUAUCAACAACAGGCGAUCAAUGGAACGAAUAUGAACGAGUGCGACGUGAUGCAGACACAAUCAUCGAAUGCAUUUUUAUAUUUAUGCAAAAAUUUCCCAUCGAAAAUGCUCGAAUACUAUUCGGAAUUAUUUCCGUUUCUUUGUCAAUUAUAUAAAAAUGAAUUUCAGUACACCAAGACUUGUUUGUCCGUUACAGUCGAUGAACUAUCGAGUUCGACCUUGAAGUUACUCGAUUCGAUUCAAAUCUUAUUUCAUUACAAAAUUCAAAAAGAUAAUAAUCAAUUCGAAGAUUUCUACGAACUCAUUCGACCGAUCUAUGAAAUUUUAAAUGUUUCGUUAACAUCAGAAACUCUACCUGAAUUUAUUGAUUAUCUUGAUCUAUGUUCGAAUCGAGCGAAUCAAAUGAACAUGACACGUUUCCGUCGACGAAAUCUCAUGCUUGCUUUACAUUGUCUAUGUUUAUUGCUACGUUAUUCCAAACAACAAGCUGACGUUCAUAUCCGUGGACAAAUUUCUGUUUGCCUUCGACCAAUCCUCUCCGAUUGUAUCAUCAAAGUAACCCAAUUCUGCAAUCAAUUAUACGACAGACAAAUCAAUCCGUAUUAUGAAAUUAUGAAAGCAAAUCUAACGUACAGUGAAACAGAAAAGCAAUUAUAUUUAGGCACGUAUGAAAGUAACAAUAUGGCAAAGGCGACGAUUACUUCAACUGUCACACCCUCAAGUUUACCGGUAAGUUUCAUUCGUUUUCAAUCGACAUCGAAUUCAGUGAUUGAUGAUCAACGUCUUCGCGAUUAUCUUCAUCGAUUAUUUGAUAUAUGUUAUCAAAUAAAUGGUAUCUAUUUUGCACAUGAUACGGAACUCUAUUCGAUACAAUUGAACGAUGAAACUUACUUUCUCACAACAUUCUUACAAAAAAUUCUCUUUCAAAAUUUCAAUACACUUCCAUCAUUUCGUCUUCGAAUCGUUCUUCGACACUUUUGUCGUUUAUUCGUGGAAAACUAUUGCUCAUUACCGACAGCCGAUAAAGACAGUAUCAACGAACUGUUUCUGACUUUCCUUGAUGUUUUUCUACCGUAUAUUCAACAGCGUCUAACAGUUAUGUGGAAUAAUUUGUUGACAACGACGACAGCGACAACAACGUGUCGACAAGGUGAAUGCUCUGAUGAAGUUAUUGAAGAAUGCGUUUGCGUACUAAUCACACGCGAUUUCGUCGAUAUUAUUCGUUAUUUUAUCUUCAAAACCAUUCCGGGUCAAACGAAUUCAAACAUAGCAAAGAAGAAGAAUAAAAUUUCCAAUGGGCGUAAUAAUAGUGAGAGUAUGUGUGAAGAAACCAAUGGAGAACUAGAUCAGAUCGAUGAAUGGGAUGAACAAGCGGCUAGUAAUAGUAUCAGUAACAAAUUAUUGAAUAAUUCACAGGAAAAAAUGGAUUACAGCGAUUUGUUUAUGUAUAUGAUGAAAAUGUCUCGACAAAAUUUUCCAUUGGCAUUGCGCCUUUUCAAUUAUGUCAUUCAGAUUUUGUUUGAGUGUUUAACAUUUCCGGAUGCAUAUUGUAUUAAUCGAUUUCUACCAAUUAUUCUUCCGAUUACGAAACUUUACACAGAUAUUAUCGAUAAACUUAUGAAUACAUCACCAGUAACUGAUAUUAAAGUCUUAUUUCAAUAUUUGUUAAAAGCACUCGAAAGACAUAACGAGAACGAAGGUGUGAAUACAAAUUUGAUCUCAUUGAUAGGUCAUGUCUAUGAAUUGUGGUAUAAUCAAUACGGUCAACAGAUGGAUAUGGCUCUACAUCAAUCAAUUCCGCAGUUAAAUAUUGAACUGUUGAACGCAUAUAAAACAAGAUUGGUGACAAAUAGUAAUAAUAAGAAACAAGUACCUAUUACAGAACGUGAACGACGUGAUACAAUCAAGAACUUGUUAAAUCCUCUUUUGUUGUCACCGAUAGCAUCCACGAAAAAAGAAGGAUUGAGCUCCAUAAAUUCAUUUUUAGUUUAA
Molecule: messenger RNA, 4044 nt
Organism: Adineta ricciae
Lineage: Eukaryota; Metazoa; Rotifera; Eurotatoria; Adinetida; Adinetidae
Source: the annotation of a GenBank genome assembly